CAUACUUGUCUGUUUUUUUACCCUGAACUGCCUUUCUUUGAAUCAGGAAUUUAAUUUUUCGCCCAAAUCGCAAGUUUCCAUCCGUGAUUCCGGCAAACAAAAUGACGCUUCGAGUCUCGUGCUGAACUCAAACACACAGAAAAAGGUCAGAACAAACUUUAAACCGAGUCAAUUAGGAAAUUUUAAAAAAUAGUAUGUCCACUGAGACAGACAACACUAAAUCAGAAGUUUUGGAAAGUUGGGAGGAAAUUGACGAAGUGCAGCUCGAUUCGACGGUUGAACGCUUGAAAGAGGAAACCAUGAAGUCACGAAUCGAGGAGGAACGUCUCGCAGCAGCUGCUGUGACAACGAUACAGAAGCCCGUGAUGAUUCUGCGAAGACCGCAAUCCUCGACGACAAACGGAGGCACGGACAACGGCGCCGGAGCAAAUAAGCCAAAAACACAAAUUAAAUCGUUGAUGCAACGACAACAGGAAUAUGCGGAGGCGCGAAUGCGGAUUCUUGGGUCAAUGCCAGAUGAGGAAGAUGUAACUUUAAAUGGCAUCAAUGGCAGUAGCAGUACAAACAAAACAAGGACCAGCGACGGAGACGGAAUGCUUUUGCGACGGUAGCGAACUACAGAAAAAACGAGAAUUGUUUACACACCACACAACAUUAUUAACCGAAACAGAGAACGAUGAAAUUUUAAGUUUUCUAAAAAAAAUAAUAUAUGAAAUCA
This is a messenger RNA of Culicoides brevitarsis, 718 nucleotides long. RefSeq names its product SUZ domain-containing protein 1. The record is from RefSeq and is a predicted model, not a curated record. The transcript has 3 exons. The coding region runs from base 195 to 611 and encodes 138 amino acids. Lineage: Eukaryota; Metazoa; Arthropoda; Insecta; Diptera; Ceratopogonidae.